UGGAUUAUAACGAGUCACAUGACCUGGUUCAGGUUAGUGUCACUAACAGUGUAACGAAGCCGUGUGUAGCUCAUACAGCAGUCAGCGAGCAUCACAAACCUGCCCAGUGAGGAAAAACACAACGGCUUAAAAAAAAGUCCCAGCGUUCCUUUUUAAGAAGCAAACGUUUGUUUUAGGUUUUUGUUUGUUUGUUUGUUUGUUUGAUAGCCCACACGUGACCCGUCGUCCCCAAGGUCCGGUUCUUCCUUGUUGAGACGUGUCGUUACCAUGGAUACAGCAUGAGUGACACUGAAAAUGAGCCCAGCUCCUAGUGUUAAGAGACAGAGAGGGUUCAGUGUGAUGCUUGAACAUUGUGAUGAAUGAAUUGUGUGUGUGUGUGUGUGUGUGUGUGUGUGUGUGUGUGUGUGUGUGUGUGUGUGUGUGUGUGUGUGUGUGUGUGUGUGUGUGUGUGUGUGUGUGUGUGUGUGUGUGUCGACAUGCCGCUCGCACAGCUGGCUGACCCCUGGCAGAAGAUGGCCAUAGGAAGUGAGGAGACGCAGCAGGUCUUAGACGAUUCUCUAGGAGACGACGACAAUGUGCCUUGUCAAGAUGAUGUGCCGGUGAAGGAGAUCAGCAUCACGCAUCAUGUGAAAGAGGGAUCGGAGAAGGCCGACCCCCAACAGUUUGAACUGCGCAAGGUCCUGGGCCAGGGCUCCUUCGGGAAGGUGUUUCUGGUCAAGAAAAUCACCGGGCCGGACGCAGGACAGCUGUACGCCAUGAAGGUGCUGAAAAAAGCCACACUGAAAGUACGUGAUCGCGUCAGGACUAAGAUGGAGCGAGACAUCCUGGUGGAGGUGAACCACCCGUUCAUCGUCAAGCUGCACUACGCAUUCCAGACCGAGGGAAAGCUUUAUCUGAUACUCGACUUCCUGAGAGGAGGAGAUCUGUUCACUCGUCUAUCCAAAGAGGUGAUGUUCACAGAGGAGGAUGUGAAGUUCUAUCUAGCUGAACUGGCCUUAGCACUGGACCACCUGCACGGGCUGGGAAUCAUCUACAGGGACCUGAAACCUGAGAACAUCCUGCUGGACGAGGAAGGCCACAUUAAGCUGACAGACUUCGGCCUCAGUAAGGAGUCGAUCGAUCACGAGAACAAGGCGUACUCGUUCUGUGGGACGGUGGAGUACAUGGCUCCCGAGGUGGUGAACCGGCGAGGCCACACCCACAGCGCCGACUGGUGGUCGUACGGCGUGCUCAUGUUUGAAAUGUUAACCGGGACGCUUCCCUUCCAAGGCAAGGACCGCAAAGAGACCAUGACCAUGAUCCUGAAAGCAAAGCUGGGCAUGCCUCAGUUCCUCAGCCAGGAGGCUCAGAGUCUCCUACGGAACCUGUUCAAACGAAACCCUUCCAACCGGCUGGGCGCAGGUCCAGACGGCGUCGAAGAAAUCAAGAGACACCAAUUUUACGCUUCUAUCGACUGGAACAAAUUAUUUCGGCGAGAGAUUCUGCCACCUUUCAAACCUGCAUCCGGGCGACCCGACGACACGUUUUACUUCGACCCAGAAUUCACGGCUAAAACUCCCAAAGACUCACCAGGUGUGCCCCCUAGUGCAAACGCUCAUCAGCUCUUCAGAGGUUUCAGCUUUGUGGCCAUCACCUCAGAGGAGGAAACACAACCGCUGCAGAGCAACAUCAGCUCUAUAAUGCAGCAACUUCACAGGAACACGUCGCAGUUCGGAGACUCGUACGAGGUCAGGGAGGACAUCGGCGUCGGCUCGUACUCCAUCUGCAAGCGCUGCAUUCACAAGAACACCGGCAUGGAGUACGCCGUCAAGAUCAUCAACAAAGCCAAAAGGGAUCCGACGGACGAGGUGGAAAUCCUCUUACGCUACGGCCAGCAUCCCAACAUCAUCACUUUAAAGGAUGUGUACGACGACGGCCGCUCUGUUUUCCUGGUGACGGAGCUGCUGAAAGGAGGGGAGCUGCUGGAUAAGAUCCUCAGACAGAAGUUCUUCUCUGAGAGGGAGGCCAGCGCCGUGCUCUACACCAUCACCAAGACCGUAGAGUACCUUCAUGCGCAAGGGGUGGUCCACAGAGACCUCAAGCCCAGUAACAUUCUCUACGUGGACGAAUCCGGAAACCCGGAGUCCAUCCGGAUCUGUGACUUUGGCUUUGCCAAGCAGCUGAGAGCAGAAAACGGGCUUCUGAUGACGCCGUGCUACACCGCUAACUUUGUAGCACCAGAGGUGUUGAAGAAGCAGGGCUACGAUGCCGCGUGUGACGUCUGGAGUCUGGGGGUCCUUCUCUACACAAUGCUCACAGGCUUCACUCCGUUCGCCAACGGACCCGAAGACACACCGGAGGAGAUUCUGGCUCGGAUCGGCAGCGGGAAGUUCUCGACCACAGGAGGAUACUGGAACUCCGUCUCGGCCGAAGCAAAGGACCUGGUAUCUAAAAUGCUCCACGUAGAUCCUCAUCAGAGAUUAACGGCCGCACAAGUGCUGAGGCAUCCGUGGAUCGUCCACAAAGACCAGCUCCCCAAAUACCAGCUGAACAGACAGGACGCUCCUCAUCUCGUCAAGGGCGCCAUGGCUGCGACGUACUCCGCCUUGAACAGGAACGUUCCCCCCAUUCUAGAACCCGUGGGCUGCUCCAUUCUCGCUCAGCGUCGAGGAGUGAAGAAAGUGACCUCCACCGCACUCUGAAGUUCCGCCUAUUACACCAAGCAACCAACCACAGACCUCACGGCCCGGUGCAAGCACACGGCUCAGCCCCUGCCUGCCUGCCUGCCGCCCAGCCUGACGCACACCUGACACCCAGCCUGCCGCCCAUCCGCCCCUAGACCUAAGGGCAAGCCUGGGCUCUGAGGCCCCCUGGUGGACCAUCCAAAUCUUCCUCAUCCGCCACCGAAGCGGAUCAAUAAAAUCUUUGGGAAAAAAAGCAUCCGGAACAUUCUGUAGACUUUCUUUGGGAAACAAGAGACUGACUCAUGCAUAUGAACUUGUAAUAUACUGUAAUAUUCUUUUUAUAUAAAGCUGGUAGAGAACAAUAUUAUUGUAUUAAAGAGACUGUAUGCUGUCGUGUUAUGAAAUGAGAACAGAUAAACAGAAUUUUCACUAUUUCUCUGCAAAAAAAGAAGCAAAACACACUCCAGAUUAUACACUUGUUACGAAUCGAAUGGUUUUUUUUUUUUUUUUGCAAACCUGAUUUUAUUCUUAUUUUUCUGGGAACAAAAAUCAAGCGUAAUAUUAAAUUCUUUACUUUAUGUUACAGAGAUAUAAACGUCUUUAUGUACCAAAAUAAAAUCAAAGAAUUUUUAUCAAGCUUUAAGGAAAAAAAAACUAAACUCUGAUUGGCUAAGCGUGAGGGUUAUAAAGGAUCUGAAUAUGAAGUUUAGAUGAUUUAGUGAUUAUGAUUACAUGCAGUAAAUAUGUUCAAUUAAACUGUUUUUUUGUACAAAAAAAUGUUUGGAAUUUGCCUUUAAAAGUAUAUCAUUAAAAUUACUUUUGAAUAAUUAAUAGUUUUGAGAUUCAGAAUAAAUAACACAGGGCAAAAAAAAUCACUAGUGAAAUAUGCAGAUUUAUGUAAAUGAUAUGCAAAUUCAGCUCAAGGUCAAACAUCUGGAGAUU
Molecule: messenger RNA, 3605 nt
Organism: Tachysurus fulvidraco (yellow catfish)
Lineage: Eukaryota; Metazoa; Chordata; Actinopteri; Siluriformes; Bagridae
Gene: rps6ka3b
Product: ribosomal protein S6 kinase, polypeptide 3b
Exons: 23
Coding region: 360-2681 (773 amino acids)
Biological process (GO): protein phosphorylation; intracellular signal transduction
Molecular function (GO): ribosomal protein S6 kinase activity; magnesium ion binding; ATP binding
Source: RefSeq, a predicted model, not a curated record